Daldinia childiae is the source of this 1497-nucleotide messenger RNA. Its product is annotated as Delta(24)-sterol reductase. Lineage: Eukaryota; Fungi; Ascomycota; Sordariomycetes; Xylariales; Hypoxylaceae. Gene Ontology annotation, molecular function: Delta24(24-1) sterol reductase activity; flavin adenine dinucleotide binding. Gene Ontology annotation, cellular component: cytoplasm; membrane. The transcript is spliced from 2 exons. Gene Ontology annotation, biological process: steroid metabolic process. The record is from RefSeq and is a predicted model, not a curated record. Bases 1 to 1497 code for a protein of 498 amino acids.
AUGGAACACCACCGACAAGCCGUGCGCCUAGUCUCCGCAACAGUGCGCUCGUUGUUCGAGCGGUCGGAGCCGUACCGCAUCUGGCACGGCAGCACGAACUCGACGCGGCCGCCGCACCAAAAAGCCGGCGUUCGCGUCGUCGACAUCAGCGGCCUACGCAAUGUCCUCUCGGUAGACGCGGCCGCGCGCACCGCCUUGGUAGAGCCAAACGUCCCCAUGGACCGGCUCGUCGAGUCCACGCUGCCGCACGGCCUCGUGCCUCCCAUCGUCAUGGAGUUCCCGGGAAUCACCGCGGGGGCGGGUUCGCGGGCACCGCCGGCGAGAGCAGUAGUUUCCGCCACGGGUACUUUGACGAGACGGUCCGGUCCGUGGAGAUGGUUCUCCCGGACGGGGAGGUCGUUACCGCGCGUCCGGACAAGGGGGACGAACGGACGAGUAGCGUGGAGGAGGCGGUUAGCGCGAUUCGGGAGGUGUGCUGCUGAGAAGGGGAAUGAUUACGUCGAUGGGAUUUUGUUCUCGAAAGACCAUGGUGUUAUUGUGAGUGGGAAGAUGACGGAUGACUUGCCGUCCGAGGACGAGCGCGUGCAGACGUUUAGUCACCCGCGGGACCCGUGGUUUUACUUGCACGUACAGGAUAUCACCAAGACCUUAUCCUCCUCCUCCUCCUCACCCGAAAGCUCUUCAUCCGAAAGCACAGUAACCGAGUAUAUCCCAUUAUCCGAAUACCUCUUCCGAUACGACCGUGGUGGGUUCUGGGUUGGCAAAGCUGCCUUCGAUUUCUUCAAUCCUGUGCCCUUCAACCGGUUCUUCCGGUGGUUCCUAGACGACUUCAUGCACACGCGGAUGCUGUACCGCGCACUCCACGGCAGCGGCGAAAGCGCGCGCUUCAUCGUGCAAGACGUCGGCAUGCCGUACGAGUCCGCCGAGCCCUUCAUCAACUACGUGUCGGACGAGCUAGCCAUUUGGCCGCUAUGGCUGUGUCCGCUAAAGACGCCUUCCGGCCCGAGUUUCCACCCCCACCUACGAGACGGAGGGAAAGGGAAAGAAAAAGCGGCACACGGCGAAAUGCUCAACAUCGGCGUCUGGGGCUGGGGCCCCUCAGACCGCAACUUGUUCAUCCGGGCGAACCGCGCCCUGGAGCGCCGCAUCGACGAGCUCGGCGGCACCAAGUGGCUGUACGCACACACGUACUACCCGCCAUCCGAAUUCUGGCGCGUCUACGGGUCCGCCCAGCAGAAGCAAUACGAGGCGCUACGGCAGAAAUACCUCGCUACGAGUCUCCCCAACGUCUACGACAAAGUCAGCGUGAAAGUCGACAACGACGACGCGGUGCUGCGGGGGUGGAAGCCCUGGCUCAAAGCCCUGUGGCCGAUCGGUGGGCUCUGGGGGAUCUGGAAGGCGAUCCAGAGCAAAGACUACUUGCUGCAUCGACGGGCGACGUGGAAGUGGACGGGAGAAGCCGGCGAGGCUAAGACGGGGAAGGCAAAGUCGACGUAG